CUUUGCUCUGUGCAGGGAGGACUUUCGCACAUGGCAGGUUGCAAUCGGUCGUGCACAGCCAGCCGAUGCAAUACCCAGUACGCAAAAGCCUAAGCGGAACAUUGCAAAAGCCAAAAACCGCCACAGCUUCUGAGGCAUCGUUUCAUAUAUCAUCCCUUCCACACGGUGCCACGAGUUGCCGCCAUUUUCUAUCCCCGACACCGUUGCCACCCUCAGGAAGGAAGGAAAACCAAACGCAACCAUUUUUUCAUUUAUUUAUUAUCAAUAUCUCAAACCGCAAUCAUGAACAACAACCACAUCUCGAAGCUGGUGAACGAAAAAGUGAACACCGAAGACUUAAUAUAUGAAGUAGAGAAACACCCAGAGAUAUGGAACAGCGCUCUGGAGGAAUACGGAAGUAAAGUGAAGCGGAGAAGCGCCUGGCUUGCCAUUGUGGCGAAUUUCUUGCCGGAUUUUCAUGGCAAGACACUUCCCGAGAGAAAAGAAAUUCUAUCCAUUAUUCAGAAGAAAUGGAAGGGUAUCCGCACUUGCUAUUCCAGAGAACUACUGAAGAGGAAGAAGGAGAAUAGUGGUUCGGAGACGAGUGGACGGAAACAGUACGUCUACUUCGAAAGCUUACAUUUCCUGGGCAGUGUACCCAAGCAGACUGCAUGCACUGGGGAUGAGGGACUUCCUGCAGGCACUAGUAUGGAUAGUGAACAUGAGGUGGUGCUAGAUACGAGCCAGGGAUCGCAGAGGGAGGACUGGGAGGUUGGAAGACCUAGAAGUCGAUAUUUGAGGAAGAGAGCUAACUUAGAGGAAGAGGAUGAGCUUGUUCACGUCCUCAAGAAAAUUCUUAAAGACGGUGAAACAUUACCAAGUGAAAAGGAUGAGGAUAGAUUGUUCUUGCUUUCUCUUGUGUCCGAAUUGCACAAGGUCCCUGCGGACAAGAAGCUCAAACUGAAAUACCUUGAGGCUGUUGUAGGAUUUAAUAUAUUUCAUCAGGCUUUUGACAGGAUUCUGUGUGGUUCUUGCUUGAGAGGUAAAGAUUUUUAUCCUGCACCACAAGAGAAUAUUUCUGUCUUAAACACAUCAACAAAUUUAGAGAAAACAGGUCACUUGAGUAAGCCAAGUUGCAGCUUCAACAUGCCAAUUAUUACUCGGCUGCCAGGAUAUAAGACUCUCCUGUUGUAA
Molecule: messenger RNA, 1173 nt
Organism: Penaeus monodon (black tiger shrimp)
Lineage: Eukaryota; Metazoa; Arthropoda; Malacostraca; Decapoda; Penaeidae
Exons: 5
Coding region: 283-1173 (296 amino acids)
Biological process (GO): regulation of transcription by RNA polymerase II
Cellular component (GO): transcription regulator complex; nucleus
Source: RefSeq, a predicted model, not a curated record